Monoraphidium neglectum is the source of this 240-nucleotide messenger RNA. RefSeq lists its product as hypothetical. The annotation marks the transcript as partial. The transcript has a single exon. NCBI's taxonomy places the organism in Eukaryota, Viridiplantae, Chlorophyta, Chlorophyceae, Sphaeropleales, Selenastraceae. The record is from RefSeq and is a predicted model, not a curated record.
GUCCUGCUGCUGCCGCCGAGGGACGCACUGCUGCGCCGUGUGCAAGCGCGGCAGGCGGCAGGGGCCCACUUCAUGCCGGCGGCGUUGCUGGACAGCCAGCUGGCAACCCUGGAGAUGGGAGCACCCUCCGAUUGGCUGAUUGUUAUUGACGAUGACAGGCCGCCAGAGGCGGCGGCGGCUGCGGUGGCGGCUGCAUGGGCAGCCCAGAGGAUACGUGCAAGCCCUCUCAUGGCUGAAUGA